Molecule: messenger RNA, 2569 nt
Organism: Lonchura striata (white-rumped munia)
Lineage: Eukaryota; Metazoa; Chordata; Aves; Passeriformes; Estrildidae
Source: RefSeq, a predicted model, not a curated record
CCCGCACCUUUCCCCUCUGACCCCGUGACGUCACCGCUCCGUGACGUGACAGGCGGCGGCCGCGGCGGCAGCGCGCGGGGGGCUGCGAGGGGCGGCCGCUGCUUCUCGCGAGAGUUCGAGUUCUGCUGUUGUGCUCCAGCCUCUCCCCGGCUGAGGUGUGAGUUUCCCUGGCCCUGCCUGGCUCCCAGCAUGUACCUGAGGAGCGCUGCCCGUGCCCAGAACCUUCUGUGUGCCGGGAUGCGGCGGCUCCCGCAGCAGUGCAGAGGGUUCUCUUACAAAGCCGUGGUCUUUGAGGAGAGUGGGGUGCUGCUCCCAGCCCCUCACAGGACAGCCACAGACUGGGAAGCCCGGAGCUGCAUUCCAGCCGGCACCAUCCAGCAAGCUGCACUGUCUGGAGGGGAGAGCAGCCUCUCUCUCCAGUAUUCCAGGGGAGAGCUGACAGCUGUGGAGUUCCUGCAGGAGCUGGGACAGCAGUGCUUUGAGAUUGCAAAUGUCCGUGUUCCAGUGCACUCCUUUCUCUGGGAUUUAAUCCGAAAGGAGAUGAUAAAACAGCUCCCCAUAAUGGCAGAAGCAGCUCAGUGUAUCCGGGCUGAAGGGCUUAAGACAGCUCUGCUGAGCCACAGCUUGUGCCUGGGGGAUGGAGAGGGGCUCCUGCCCCUGGACCAGCAGCACUUCGAUGUGAUGGUUGAAUCACAUCAGGAAGGGAUGCCCAGGCCAAAUCCUGGGAUCUACAAGCUGUGCUUGGAGCGCCUGGGUGUCCAGCCCCAGGAAUCCAUCCUGCUGGACAGCAGCAGCCAGAACCUGAAGGCAGCAGCCCAGCUUGGCAUGAAAACAGUGAAGGUUGAUGAUCCAGAAGCAGCACUCAAAGAGCUGGAAACCCAUCUGGGAUUUCCUUUGAAAGGGUUUGUUCCCUAUACUCGUUCAGUGAGACCAGGCAUGGAAAUCCCAAAGGAUCGUCUGCAAAAGUACCUUGGAGAUGUUCUUGGUGCCCACCCAUCAGCCCCACUGGAGUUACGGCAGUUUGACCACGGAGAGUCCACCCGGAGCUAUUUGGUGAAGUUUGGAGGUCGUUUGCUGGUGCUGAAGAAGGAGGAGGAGCCUCCCUCAGGCCCCUCAGGCCCUUCUGUCCCAAGGGAAUACAGCAUCCUUGGCACUCCUUUCUACCUGCUGGAGCACUGUGCUGGCCACAUCCACCACGCCGCGUCCCUGCCCGCGGUGCCGCCGCGCCGGCGCGGGGCCUGUCUCUUUGUGCCUUUCCCUGGGAGCCUGUGUUCCUCUGUUCCAGGAAAUUACAUCCAGCAGCAGGUUGAGACCUGGACAAAGCAGUAUCGAGCUGUGGAAACUCACGUGAUCCCAGCAAUGGAGAGGCUCAUCCAGUGGCUGCCUCUGCAUUUUCCUGAAUCCCAGAAGACAACAUUGGUGCACGGUGAUUUCAGGAUGGACCACCUGGUCUUUCAUCCAGACAGGCCAGAAGUCCUUGCUGUGCUGGGCUGGAAGUUUGCCACUCUAGGAGAUCCCAUGUGUGAUUUGGCGAAUAACUGUAUGAGCUUCUUCCUGCCAGCCCACUUUGGUGCUCGCAGAGGCUUGAGGAAGUGUGACUUGGGGCACCUGGGGAUUCCCACGGCAGAGGAGUAUUCCCAGAUGUACUGUGGCCACAUGGGAGUGGAGCGCCCGGAGAACUGGAAUUUCUACCUGGCCUUUGCCUUUUUCCGCCUGGCUGUGAUGCUGCAGGGACGUCACCGUGGCUCCCUGGCAGGGAGGCCAGUUCCAGGUGACAGCAGCCCCAAGGACACAGAGUUUGUGGCUGAUCUGGCUUGGGAUUUUGCCAUUAAAGAAGGAUUCCGUGUGUUUGAGAACCUCCCCCCCACAAAGCUGCUGGUGCGACAUUCCAGCACCUGGGCUGGGCAAGGGCCGCUCCUGGGCAGGAGUUACAGCACCUGGGCACAGCCUGGGGCAGCCCCUGUGCCCACAGCCCCCUGGUCACUCCCCCAGAAUCCUGGUGGGGAUGGCCCAGGGGCUUUGCUGCAAGAUACGGGCAUCCAGUGGGGCUUUCUGAGUCCCCAUUCCAGAGGGACUCCACGUCCUCUGCCAGAGCUGCAGGCACAGAGGGCCAGGACCAAGGCAGCGGCACUGAUGGCUGCACAGGCCGUGGAUCAGGGCAACAAGGGCUCCGGAGCAAAACAUCUCCACAACACAGAUCCCAGCCCAGCACUUCCCUUGGACCUGAGCUCCAUGUCUGGCUGAGGGUCCCCAGGGCUUCACAGGACAAGACUCUCCAAACCAGAGCUCAGCCAGGAGCUGCAGCACUGGGAAGCCUCAGAUGGGGACCCAAAGCAGCCACUCUGGCACAGGAGAGGCCGUGCUAAGGGCAGCCUGUGAGCUUCUCAAUUCCACUGGUGCUUGGUGUUGUCUGUGCUCAGUGCUUUUAUUGCCCGGCUCAAUACAGGGCCAAGUCCAUCCUUGGAUCAUGAGGCUGCAGAAGUCAGAACUGCAGCAGGGAGAGCUGGAUGGGAGUGACCUGGCUGGGGGUGCAUGGCUUGGUUUUGGGAAUAAAGAGAAUGGACCAGCA